AUGCAGAGGCAGGAGAAGAACCCACACACUGGUGUUCUGGAAAUCAAGUCAAGAGCAUGUUUCAAGGCGGAAGGGACCUGCUGUGUCAAAGGCUACCCAGAGAUGCAAUUGUCAAGACAAAACAGUGAUGGUGGUCAAAAAAAUAAGCCUCGUGAACAUAUUAUAGACUGUGGUGCUAUAGUCUGGAGUCUUGCUUUUGGAUCUUCAGUUCCAGAAAAACAGAGUCUCUGUGUAAACAUAGAAUGGCAUCGAUUCAGAUUUGGACAAGAUCAGCUACUCCUUGCCACAGGGUUAAACACUGGGCGUAUCAAAAUAUGGGAUGUAUAUACAGGAAAACCCCUCCUUAACUUGGUAGGUCACACUGAAGUGGUCAGAGAUUUAACUUUUGCUCCAGAUGGGAGCUUGAUCCUGGUGUCAGCUUCAAGAGACAAAACUCUGAGAGUGUGGGACCUGAAAGAUGACAGAAACACGAUUAAAGUAUUGAGGGGCCAUCAGAACUGGGUGUACAGCUGUGCAUUCUCUCCUGACUCUUCUAUGCUGUGCUCAGUGGGAACCAGUAAAGCAGUUUUCCUUUGGAAUAUGGAUAAAUAUACCAUGAUACGGAAACUAGAAGGACAUCACCAUGAUGUUGUAGCUUGUGACUUUUCUCCUGAUGGAGCAUUACUGGCUAUGGCAUCUUAGGAUACUCGAGUUUAUAUCUGGGAUCCACACACUGGAGAUGUUCUGAUGGAAUUUGGGCACCUGUUUCCCCCACCCACUCCAAUAUUUGCUGGAGGAGCAAAUGACCGAUGGGUACGAUCUGUCUCGUUUAGUCAUGAUGGACUGCAUGUUGCAAGCCUUGCUGAUGAUAAAAUGAUGAGGUUCUGGAGAACUGAUGAGGAUUAUCCAGUACAAGUUACACCUUUGAGCAAUAGUCUUUGCUGUGCCUUUUCUACUGAUGGCAGUGUUUUAGCUGCUGGGACACAUGAUGGAAGUGUGUAUUUUGGGGCCACUCCAAGGCAAGUCCCUAGCCUUCAACAUUUAUGUCGCAUAUCAAUCCGGAGAGUGAUGCCCACCCAAGAAGUCCAGGAGCUGCCGAUUCCUUCCAAAGUUUUAGAGUUCCUCUCCUACCGUGUUUAGAGGAUGCUGUCUUCCCUAGUAUUAGGGACUAACAACACACUUUACACAAACCUCAAGCUUUAUUGACUUCA
Messenger RNA from Mesoplodon densirostris (Blainville's beaked whale), 1190 nucleotides. RefSeq names its product WD repeat and SOCS box-containing protein 1-like. Gene Ontology annotation, biological process: intracellular signal transduction. The record is from RefSeq and is a predicted model, not a curated record. The transcript has 2 exons. Gene Ontology annotation, molecular function: protein binding. NCBI's taxonomy places the organism in Eukaryota, Metazoa, Chordata, Mammalia, Artiodactyla, Ziphiidae.